This is a messenger RNA of Phacochoerus africanus (Common warthog), 372 nucleotides long. It is a transcript of the gene TPD52L3, whose product is annotated as TPD52 like 3. The coding region runs from base 1 to 372 and encodes 123 amino acids. Gene Ontology annotation, cellular component: cytoplasm. The transcript has 2 exons. The record is from RefSeq and is a predicted model, not a curated record. NCBI's taxonomy places the organism in Eukaryota, Metazoa, Chordata, Mammalia, Artiodactyla, Suidae.
AUGCCAGGCGCCAUGACAGAGACCUCUGCAGGAAAGAAUGGAUCAUACCUGACUGCCAAACCAGAGGACCCUACAGAGGCGGAGCAAAAAGAGCUCAAAUCUGAGCUCAGUAAAUUGGCGGCGGAAAUUGUAACCCUACGCCAUGCGCUGGCAGCCAAAGAGAGACGCUGCGUGGAGCUCAAGAGGAAGCUGGGACUUAUGACCUUGGCAGGGUUGAGGCAGAAUCUCUCCAAGAGCUGGCAUGACGUUCAGGUCUCCAACGACUACAUGAAACAAAAGACAUCAGCUGCCCUGUCCACCAUGGGCUCUGCCAUUCGCAGGAAGCUUGGAGACAUGAAGAAGUCAGCCACAUUCAGAUCCUUUGAAGGGUAG